UCAAGACUCACCAACACUCCUCUGUCGCAGCGCUACGUCAUCAACGUUGGCGGUAUUUUGAAAAAGCAGCAGCGUCUGUUGUUGUGGUCCGAGAAGUGGAGAAAAACUGUGGAUUUUAUCAAUAUGGCUGAGGUGAAACCAGGCGGCCAGCUGUCAGAAGCUGCUCAGUCGGAGCUGCUGGACCUGUGUGAGGAUCAGUUUGCUCAGCUGGAAAAGCUUCAGAAUGAGAUUAUACUUUGUGAGCAAGAUUCCUGUGAGACUCCACCAGAACAGUCAGUAAACAGACUGAUGGCAACAGAAGCUGAACUGAAGCAGUGGCUGACAGUGGAGCCCAAAUUGCUCGCACAAAAUCCUGAAAUUUUAUUUCAAGCUGGAAAAGAGGAGAUGCUCAAGCUGUGCUCUCAACUUGAGAUGGUUGUUUCGUGUUAUGAAGCCAAGAGAGACAAACUGAGAGAAAAUAAAGAACUUGAACGGAAGUGGCUGGAGGAGAAGAAGGACGUGCUGAUCGCUGCCAGUGAUCAUGUUGAAAGACUACAAAUGGAAAAGGAGAAAUUAUCAGAGCUCAGUGUAUUACAGGACACAAAGGCAAAAAUCCAGAAGAUGAAAGUCUACCAGGAAAGGCUGAUGGAUUCGCUGGGUGACAUCCUGGAGAAGCAUGUUCCUCUCCCUCAAAAUGAAUCCGGUGCGAGCAAGAAGAAGAAGAACGUUGCACAUGAGAUACAUGAAGACCUGAUUUCACUCAAUGAAAUUCUGGAGGUGCUCAUGAACAAGGUCCUGAACACACCACACGACCCUUACGUGACGAUAGACGACACAUUCUGGCCUCCGUACGUAGAAAUGCUGCUCCGCUACGGGAUUGCAGUGAGGCAUCAGGAGAAUAACUUCAAGAUCCGCCUGGAAACCUUUUUCUAAGCCACUGGCGCAUUAGGCCUCUCAAGCGCUUAUCUACGAGUGUUUCUAAUUCGAGUCUGCUUGUGCAGUGCGGUCAAGCUGAUAUGAAGGCUAGCUAUGCUGGGAAAGCAACGGGGCAAGUGAUUAACGUGAUCUAUAUGUGUAUCACAGUUGCAAAAUGCAAUUUUUUUUAAAUGUGUUCAUUUAUGGCUCAAGUACUUUUUAGGUCAAGAUGUGUUUUGUACGUACAAAAUAAUUAUGUGUAGUUUAUAAAGUAGAAAACCUAUACAUUGCAAUCUUCACUAUGUGUUGCAUUGGAAUUUGGUUUAAUACUAGAUAGUUUUUAAAUUUUAUACACUGAGCAAAAAUAUAAACACAGCAUGCAAAUAAUCUUCUGACUUCUGUUUUGAGGUUAAAAAACUUUUAAUUUCUGUUGUUAUGAUUAGAGAAAUAUUACUUUUAACUAUUGGUGCAUAAAAGUAUUUUUAAGCUGUUCAGCUGGUGACAAAUUCUCACCUAUUAAGUUAAUCUACGUCCUGGUCAGGUGUGGCUUUUAAAGACAAUGGUCAGAUAGUGUGACCAGUACAUCGACAUACCUUUAACCAGUGGCUACAAAAGGCCUUGUUAAAAUGCAGCUUUAUUCAAAUGACAGCAUGCCACAGAUGACACGACAAAGAGGAGAGCAGACAGGGAGCUGGCAUAUCAGUAAACACAUACUUAAAUGUCCAGAAAUGCACCAUUUGUUGUCCAGAAAAAUAGUUUCGGACACUUUGGUAAAGAACAAUCAUGACCCCCAAAAUGUCCACCAAAAGUGGGACUACAUUCCAAAAGCCAGCAAUGACAGCCUCAUUAGCUUGACGUGUUUCAGGUCCGACUUGUGAUUUCUGGUCUAUAACAUUAAUUUCCAUCUGCCCAUUGUUAUUUUCCAUUUAUGUUUAUAGUGUGGACUUGGUUGUUUCAUCCAUCCAGUGGUAGAAAUGCUGUGUGUUGGAACAAAAACAAACAAACAACUAAUUCUCAUAUGUUAAAAGGAAUUGGAGAAUUUAGUUAUAUAUUACAUACUGAGUUUAUAUUUUUGUUCAGUGUACAUUGCUUUUUUUCACCAGAUUUGUUUUCAUCAGUUCUUAAAAUCUGCUGUUUUUCACCUCUUAAAAUGACUUUCAUUUUUCUCUUUUUACUUUCUUUAAUACCCAGUAAUGUACUGUAUAUAUGUAGAUUUUGCUCAUGUUUGUUUUUUAAUGUGUUUUAUUGUUCAUAUUCAAUAAACUUCCUAUAUGA
Molecule: messenger RNA, 2169 nt
Organism: Acanthochromis polyacanthus (spiny chromis)
Lineage: Eukaryota; Metazoa; Chordata; Actinopteri; Pomacentridae
Gene: cenpk
Product: centromere protein K
Exons: 10
Coding region: 124-912 (262 amino acids)
Biological process (GO): kinetochore assembly; mitotic sister chromatid segregation
Cellular component (GO): nucleus
Source: RefSeq, a predicted model, not a curated record